AUGGCUAGCAAGAUCAAGGUCAUCUUGAACCCCAAGUACCAGCGCAAUGGCACCAAGUCCUACGUGCACGCGCUACGCAAGUUCGGCUUUGAUCCUACCCUGGAGGGCCCCUACUUUCAUGUCAACCGCGUCAGUCAGCGAGGCAAGUUCACUACUGCCGAAAAGAGACCCAUCGGUGGUCGCACCCGCAUCCAUCGCGUCUUGCAGAAGAAAACAGACGGCCAGACCGGUGAUGUCCCCGCCGACGAUAUCCAGAAUGACACCGAGUACCUCGCUCAGGUCGGCAUCGGCACGCCUGCUCAGACUCUGAGCCUGGAUUUCGACUCUGGUUCCUCUGACCUUUGGGUAUGGUCCACUGAGCUGCCAUCCAGCGUUCAAUCCUCUGGAUCUAGCCACACCAUUUUUGACCCUUCUAAGUCGAGCACUUGGAAGGUCUCUUCCGGGGAUACUUGGAAAAUCUCCUACGGAGACGGCUCCUCUGCCUCUGGUAAUGUUGGCACUGAUGUUCUCGAUCUGGGCGGCCUGAAGAUCCAGAAACAAGCCAUUGAACUAGCCAAGGAACUGUCGUCGGAAUUCCAACAGUCAGAAGGAGACGGUCUGCUGGGCCUCGCAUGGGACAGCAUCAACACCGUCCAGCCUUCAGCAGUUAAAACGCCAGUGGAUAACCUUAUUUCCCAGAACUUGAUCCCCACGGAUGCACAGCUGUUUACUGCUCACUUGGGUGAAGCAGCCAUUAAGAAUGACAACUCUUUCUACACCUUUGGUUACAUUGACCAGGAUACUGUCAAUGCCACAGGCGGCCAAAUCACCUACGCAGCUGUCGACAAUAGCCAGGGCUUCUGGACCUUCGAUUCGACUUCCGCUACAGUGAAUGGCAAGACUAUCACCCGCUCUGGCAACACCGCUAUUGCUGACACGGGAACUACUCUUGCUCUCGUUGACGACGAUACCGUGAAGGCGAUCUACGAUGCUAUCCCGAACUCCAAGUACGACAGUUCCCAGCAAGGUUAUGUGUUCCCUACAAACACACCCGCCGACCAGCUUCCUACUGUCACUUUUGCGGUUGGUGACACCCAAAUUGCAAUUCAGAAAUCGGCUUUCAGCUUUGCCGAUGCUGGCUCCGGAUACACCUAUGGUGGCAUCCAGUCUCGCGGCUCAAACCCCUUCGAUAUUCUAGGCGACACCUUCUUGAAGGGAGUUUACGCGGUUUUCGACGUGGGCAAUGUGCGAUUUGGCGCUGUUGCACGGCCUGAAACGACCUCGUCUUCUUCUUCUUAG
Talaromyces atroroseus is the source of this 1278-nucleotide messenger RNA. RefSeq lists its product as hypothetical. The record is from RefSeq and is a predicted model, not a curated record. Gene Ontology annotation, biological process: proteolysis. The transcript has 3 exons. NCBI's taxonomy places the organism in Eukaryota, Fungi, Ascomycota, Eurotiomycetes, Eurotiales, Trichocomaceae. Bases 1 to 1278 code for a protein of 425 amino acids. Gene Ontology annotation, molecular function: aspartic-type endopeptidase activity.